AAAAAAAAAAAAAAUGAGUAACCAAGAUAUUGAAAGACUUAAGAAUUUGCUCGGUACACAUGUUGAUUUCCCUCAAAAGGGUAUCGUCUUUAAGGAUAUUUUCCCUAUCUUCCAAGACCCUACAGCUGUUGAAGCUAUGGUUUGUAACAUUGUUCACCAUAUCAACUCUACUUAUAGUGAAAAGAUCGAUGCUGUUGUUGGUCUUGAUGCUCGCGGCUUCUUACUUGGUCCUAUUAUUGCACUUCGUUUAGGUGCUGCAUUUGUACCUGUUCGUAAACAAGGUAAAUUACCUGGUGAAUGUGUUCAAGCUACUUAUGUUAAAGAAUACGGAGAGGAUGUAUUUGAAAUGCAAAAAAAUGCUCUUAAGGAAGGUCAUCGUGUGAUUGUGAUUGAUGAUUUAAUUGCCACCGGUGGUUCUGCAGAAGCAGCUGGUGAACUCAUUAAGAAGUGCAAUGCAAAGACUGUCGAGUAUGUUUUCAUUAUUGAACUUGACUUUUUAAAUGGUGCCAAAACAUUAGAUGCUCCUGUUUAUUCUUUGAUUCAUUUGUAGAUUAUUAUUCUUUGUGAUUUAUUAUAUUCGUUUAAUUUUUUAACCAGGAAAUAAAAAAAAAAAAAAUAAGAAAAUUGCUAAGAACU
Molecule: messenger RNA, 636 nt
Organism: Cokeromyces recurvatus
Lineage: Eukaryota; Fungi; Mucoromycota; Mucoromycetes; Mucorales; Mucoraceae
Product: adenine phosphoribosyltransferase
Exons: 4
Coding region: 14-550 (178 amino acids)
Biological process (GO): adenine salvage; AMP salvage
Cellular component (GO): cytoplasm
Molecular function (GO): adenine binding; AMP binding; adenine phosphoribosyltransferase activity
Source: RefSeq, a predicted model, not a curated record